Synchiropus splendidus (mandarinfish) is the source of this 4785-nucleotide messenger RNA. RefSeq names its product TSC22 domain family, member 1 (gene tsc22d1). The record is from RefSeq and is a predicted model, not a curated record. Bases 634 to 3567 code for a protein of 977 amino acids. Gene Ontology annotation, biological process: regulation of transcription by RNA polymerase II. NCBI's taxonomy places the organism in Eukaryota, Metazoa, Chordata, Actinopteri, Syngnathiformes, Callionymidae. The transcript is spliced from 3 exons.
GUCCCAGCUCAGAGCUACAGCAGCAGCAGCAGCAGCGGCGGCGGAGCAGCAGGAGGCUACCAUACCAAAGCUGGGGAGGACCAGUGAUACAGCAAAAUCAAGAGCCGCUUUGAGGAUACAAACGAACGGAUUAAAACCCCAUCUCGCUGCGUCUCAGCGAUCGUUUUUGGAUCUACAACUACUGACGAAAGGUCGUUUGUUUUAGUUUUGUUUCCUUUUAGAAUUGGCGAUGACGUUACUGUUCUGUCAGGCUAGCAUCCACAUCGGCUGCCUUAUUUAGCAGCGAAUCUGCUUUUUAGCUCAAGUUUUCGUAUCGUCUCUUUGUGAAGACCGACACGAUGUUAGCUGGCGUGUCUCAAAAGCGAUAAGGGUGAACACUGGCUGCUUCCAACAGGCGUCAGCUGACGUUAGCUCGCUAGCACCAGCCUCCCCGGGCUAGCUGUCACCGGCGAACGCGGAGUCGCCCGUGAGAUAAAAUAUUAGCCCAACUUUUUCGCUAUCGUCGAACGCUUAGUUUGAAUAUUUAUUUUUUUUGGUCGUGUUGUAAGCAGACUGUGUCAAGACGGCGCCGCUAACGAACUGCAACGUUAUUGUAUACUGUCAGAGAGCAACCACCCCCCGGAUUCUCUCCGAAUGCAUCAUCCGGACCCUGCUGAAGACUCCAGCGGUGUUAGGAAGAUGGCGCACCCGCCUGUCUUCCAGAGGAGGGGUAGCAACACGGGCAGUAGCGGGACUGCAUUGUCAACACCGGCGAAUUCGGUGGUCACCAAUAGCCACGUCUCAGCCGAGGAUUAUCAAGCCUCACUGUUGAUUCAGUGCCAAACUUCUGCUGGCUCAUCCUCCCCAGGCCCCCAUCAUCCGUCUUCUCCCCACAGUCUGAAUUUACAUUCCCAGCCCACACAGUCAGCCGGGGCUCAGGUGAAGAAGAAGAGUGGCUUUCAGAUCACCAGUGUCACUCCAGCACAACUGUCUGUGAGUACUAAUAACAGUAUUGCGGAGGACACGGAGAGCUAUGAUGACCUGGAUGAGUCUCACACGGAGGAUCUGUCGUCUUCUGAGAUCAUGGAUGUGUCUCUCUCCCGGGCUAAUGACAUCGUUGGGGCAGAGCGGAGCUCCUCAGAAGAAACCCUGAAUAAUUUCCAUGAGGCUGAGACCCCUGGCGUGUUGUCUCCCAACCAGCCCUCCCACCCUCUGAAUCAAACUUCGCAUCACGGUGGGGGAAUGGUGAAUGGCACGGGGCCUCACCACCACCACCACCAUCAUCACCAUCACCACCACCCUCAUCAUCAUCAUCAUAAUUCUAACAAUGCCCAGUCCUACGCUCUUUCAUCUGGGCCUGUGAGCACCCCACCUGUUCUCGCCACUUCUGCAACUCAGAAAAUGCCUUCAAACAUGGCAGUUACUCAAGAGACUGCCCCUCCAAGUGUUCAAUCGCAGCCUGCCGGGGUUGCGGCCCCAGGAUCUGUUCCAGGAAUGCCCAGCUCGGCUACAGGCACUUCAGCUAGCAUACUUAAUUCCCAGACCAGCAGUGUUAGUAAUGUGAAUAUGUUGAGCUCUGCCAAAGUGCCUGUGAGGGGAGAAGCAAACAUGAGUACAAGCAGUAGCAGCGGUGGCUUUUCUGCUAAUAUGAUCAGCAGUGGAGGUAGCGCCGUUGCUGCUGCGGGAAACUUUAUGACCACCUCUAAUGUUGCUAUUAGUCAGCAACAUCAAAACAUCCCCUCUAACAUCACCAUGACGACCACAACUACUGCUGCUGUCAAUAACUCUGGGGGAUCUGGAGUCUCCAGGGGAAGUCAAGGAAAACUUGGAUCUGUUGUGCAGCAACCUGUGACCGCUGCUGUUACAGCUGCUCCUGCGACAGCUGUGCGGUCUACUGCCGCCCCUGCUGCGUCCACCACAGCAGCAGCGACCAGCUCCCGCUUCAGGGUGGUAAAGUUGGACUCUAGUUCUGAACCAUUCAAGAAAGGAAGAUGGACUUGCACUGACUUUUAUGACAAGGAGCCCCCGGUCUCUGCUCCCAGCUCCUCCACGUCUGAACCUGCCUCCAAUGGAUUGCGUCAGAUUGUUUCAGAAGGCUUUGCCGGAGGCUCAGAGAGGGAAAGCACAAGUGGUAGCUCCGUGAGUAGCACUAUGAGUACUUUAGGUCAUUAUAUGGAAAGUGUUAGUAACGUUGAGUCUGGGGGAGCACCACCCCUCCAACAAGCCCAGGAUUACUCGUCCCCUCCUCAGGGAUUUCAAGCAAUCCUCCCUGGUGGCUUAAGCAUGACUUUGUCUCAAAACCAACCUCACAUGGACAUGAACCAUUGUCAUAUCAAGACUACCGUUGCUCCUUCAUCUUCUGCAACCAUUCAUCAGUCUGCAGCUAUGUCUGGCCUCCAAACCGCCAUGGGUCUCCCAAUGACGGCGGUACCCCAGCAACAGCAGCUUACCUACGCGCAGGCAGUUGCUAAUCAAACCUCCCAACAGGGCCUGGUGGGUGUACAGCAGCACAAGGUGACCUAUCCCUCUUUGCCGCAACAAUCUACCACCAUGCAAGCUGCUCCUGUGCAGGUGAGGCCUUCUGAAUACAACCAGCCGCAUCAACUCAUAUCUCAGCCACCCGCUGCUCAACCUCUGCUCAACCAAACUGGAUCUGCUGCCUCUGGGCCUCCUAACGGAGCACCGCAAAUGCUAGCAGGCCCGCAGCCCACCCAGGCUCAUGUCCGAACCCAACCCCAGCAGUCUGUGCAUGUUCAACCUACCAAUGUGGGCCUACCAGGGCACCAACAAAGUCAUCCUACUCACCUCGAUUGUCAGCAACAGAAGCCACAGUCCUUCCCUACACAGAUCCCAAACCCUGGGUUAGCCACCCAGAAUCCCACAACAAUCUCUCAGACCCAGGUCUCUGCAACAAGUGUGCCUCUGAUCAACACUCAAAUUGACUCCCAUUCCCAUAUGCAAGCUCAAAAUGCUGGAUAUACGAGUGGAAUUGUCCCCCAAGGAGCUGCCCUAAGUCUUACCCAGGACCAAAGCAGUGCCCAGGCGAUAGCCCAUGCUGCGCAGGCGAGUGCCCUCUAUGCCAGUCUGCCCACUUUCACCACGACUCAGCUGCAGGACGCACAGAGACUGCUUCUCCAGCACCAGUCAGCUCUACUGGGGCUGCCAAAGCUGUCUGUUGGAGAUCCUGGAUCAGCACCUGGCACCUGCCAGGGUCAAGACGUUGAUGGCAACGUCACCUCUGCCAGUGCCUUAACUGCGUCAGCUGGCCUCAAGUCUGCAGAAGGCGAGGAAGAUGGUUCGUCGGGAGCCAGUGUUGUGGCCAUCGACAACAAAAUUGAACAAGCGAUGGAUCUGGUGAAGAGCCACCUGAUGUAUGCGGUGCGGGAGGAAGUGGAGGUCCUGAAGGAGCAGAUCAAGGAGCUGAUCGAGCGCAACACCCAGCUGGAGCAGGAGAACACGCUGCUGAAGACGCUGGCCAGCCCGGAGCAGAUGGCCCAGUUCCAAGCCCAGGUCCAGACCGGCUCCCCGCCCACCGCGCCCAUCGCCGUUGGCCAAGCCACCUCGCACAACUCCGGCCCGCCGGCGUAGCCCGCCCCCCCAACCAUUCCACUGACAUUACCCGCCGCUGCCACCAAGGGCCGCUCAGACCAGAUUUUGCACAUAUUUAUCCCUCAGAAGGAUGCUAGCGGGGGCCGCCGGACAAUCGCUGUUUUUGGGGCGGGGGUGGGGCUCACUGUCGGAGAACCUUUGCCAAAUAACCCUUGGACAUAUCAGCAAGAAUGUCUUAUCAAGAAGCAAAUCAGUGGCGAUGAUAUACUCUAGAUACAAAAAAAUCACUGUGCCUGUGUCCGAAUUUAAGGUGAUGUCGAUUUUUACUAGCGAUGCAGCUGGAGGAGACGGAGGACCACGACGGUUGUUUGUUACUUUUUUCUUUUUUUUUUGUUUUUUUGUUGCUGAAUGAUGGACUGUAAAUAGGUGCAGCACCCUCUCUCUCUCUCUCUCAAGGCUUUAUGUUACAGGCAGAGAACCAUGCAAGAGUCAAUAAAGCCUUUUCAGAGUGACAAAUGAAGAAUGUGAGUAAAUAUUACUAUGACAAGGCCCCAUCUGGAAUGGGGGGGGUGUGAGGGCAGGAAGGGGGUUAAGGAGGGGCGGGGAUUCUUGAACAACAGCGGCAUUGAUGACGUUACUGCGCCUGUGGUUUCUUAUGGGAAAUGAUGAUAUAUAUUUUUUUGCCUGGGAAAAAGUCAUCAGUGCUCCGCAGCUGUGCCGUGGCAUGAAAAUCAAACCUUUGACGGAAAACUAAAGCAACGCUGCAUUUUUUUUCCUUUCAUACGACGGUCAGAAGAUGAUGUAUAUUUCUGUAUAGUGUAAAGUAUCUUGUAAAAUCGGGAGAGGACGGCGACGAACAAAAGGCGCCAUCUAGGUCGGGCGGAUGCGGAGCUCUCGGCGUCUAUUUUUAAUGCUGUAUUUUCAUGAGAGGACGAGCAGGAGGUUAUUUAACCGACGACACGCAGCCAACAACUUACUGUAAAACCCUUUGGUUUCGGAUGUAUUGCACCUUUUUUUGUUUUUUGACAGUGACAAACUUCUGGAUGAACAAUAACUUAAAUAGCAACAAAACAAACUGGUGAUUUUUUUUUGUUUUUUGUUUGUUUUUUUUUCUUCAGUGUAACAGUUGUAUGCUCAUGUUCUGUGCAUGUUUCCGAAAAGCCCGGAUAUUGUAACAUACAUACCACAUUGCACUUGAAAGCUGCACCUCACAACUUUCAAUAAACUUGCUUAAGGAAGAUGAGCCUUUGACCUUUG